Molecule: messenger RNA, 1066 nt
Organism: Helianthus annuus (common sunflower)
Lineage: Eukaryota; Viridiplantae; Streptophyta; Magnoliopsida; Asterales; Asteraceae
Exons: 2
Coding region: 359-925 (188 amino acids)
Source: RefSeq, a predicted model, not a curated record
AAACAAACUCAGCCGACACCCUCUAGUUCUUUCCCUCUCUGCAUUUCAUCUUGGAGAAACCCUUGUCUCCCUCACAAAACCUCAACUCCAUUCCACCUUCACCCUCUCAUCUAUCUAAACUCAGAUAACCGGAGUGAGUUCCGGCGGCCGCACCCCAUCGCCGAUGAUCGGCUGGACUCACACACUCACCCACCGUCCUCCUCCUCCUUAACACCCCAACUCCCACCGGUCACCCACCCUUACCCACUGUACACGAACCCCUCAAAAAUCAGGAGAGCCGCCUUGUGCGGCGGCGAGUUCAGAGUUCGAGGGGAGAGAGAGAGAGAGAGAGAGAGAAAGGCACUGGCGGUGGUUGACGAUGGCUAGAAGCCGUUUGAUUUCCGAUGACCAGUUACGGCUCCGACAAACACUGGUUUUUCGGGAUAUGAUGAUGGUGGUAAACGACGGUGGAGGUGGCCGACGACAAGGGAGGCAGCUGGCGCCGGAGAUACCGGCGGCGGCGGUGACAGUGGUGGUGACGAGAUUCCCGGUGACGGCAAGGGUGGUGAUCAUGUACUGGCUCGGUUCAGAUUUUGGAUGUCUUCGAGUCAGAAUGCGGCUCAGAAUCGGGGUUUCGGGUCAAACCCGGUUGACUCGGUCAACACCCGAGUCAACUCGGGUCAACAGACGGUCAACUGUUAGUCAACAUGUCAACAGCUGGUCAACGCCAGUCAAACAUCAUCUCGGGUCAGUUUUGAGUAUGCGGUUUACUUUUGGUUUGGUCUCGAUUCACCUCAAGUUUGUUCGGUUCGACAGGUUCGGAUUCAAUUCAAAACGGGUCAGAAAGUCAACAAAAGUCAACUCUGGUCAACCAGUCAACUGUCGGGUCAACUGGUCAAGCGCAAGACGCGGUAAAGUUAAUAACGCGGAAAUUAGUUUGGAUUGAUAGUUUGUAUAUUUUUAGUCUACGCGAAACCGAGCUUGACCGAUACCGUUAGUGAUUAAUUACGUUCUAUUUUUGUCGUAUUUGAUAAAAUUUUAGCAUAUAUUGGUUGAAUUGAUUGAAUAUUGUUGAGUUUUGACAAAA